Messenger RNA from Protobothrops mucrosquamatus (brown spotted pit viper), 430 nucleotides. Its product is annotated as cathepsin Z-like. The record is from RefSeq and is a predicted model, not a curated record. The transcript has 3 exons. Gene Ontology annotation, molecular function: cysteine-type endopeptidase activity. NCBI's taxonomy places the organism in Eukaryota, Metazoa, Chordata, Lepidosauria, Squamata, Viperidae. Gene Ontology annotation, cellular component: lysosome. The annotation marks the transcript as partial.
AUGCUGAAGGCCCCAACCCAUGCCAUACAUCAACCAUCUGCUCUUUUUCUCUCAGAUCGCAUCAACAUCAAGAAGAAAGGCACCUGGCCUUCUGCUUACCUCUCAGUUCAGCACGUCAUUGACUGUGCCCAGGCAGGGACCUGUCACGGUGGAGACCAUACAGGCGUAUGGGAGUAUGCUCACCAGCAUGGUAUCCCUGAUGAGACCUGCAACAACUACCAGGCAAAAGAUCAAAAGUGCAAGAAAUUUAACCAAUGUGGAACGUGUACUACCUUCGGGGAAUGCCACGUGAUAAAAAAUUACACCCUCUGGAAGGUUGGAGAUUACGGAACUCUCAGCGGUCGAGAAAAGAUGAUGGCGGAAAUCUAUGCAAAUGGACCAAUCAGUUGUGGGAUCAUGGCCACUUCCAAACUGGAUGCAUACAGUGGAG